AUGUCGCCUUCCACGACGGUUUCUACCAUCGAGGAAAAGGUUAUAAAGGAAGCGCCGAGUCCGGUAGAAUCUGAACACGUGUUUGCCGAGAUACCUAUAGAGAGUCCUGAACGUGAAACGAUUAUCGACAAAUUGAAAGAAUUACUCUCCGAAAGAUCCAAUCUGAAAAGGAAAAAUAGGCUGUUGGAAAUAUGGGUCACUCGAAAUAUGAAGAAGACUCAGCAACGUAUGACACCCUCGGAUUCCACAAAGACCCGCGAACAAAUGGAAGAGAUAUACAAGGAAGCGCUGCGCGAAUACAAGAUGCAGGUCGACGAGAUAUUGACUCGGGAGGCGGAAUUGACAUACGAGAUGCAGAAUUACACGCAAAAGGUUAUGACGCUGAAAGAGGAGGAUGAUCGAAUCUACGGACAGUUUCUCAACCGUCAGAAAGAAAUAUCCGUUGGCUUAGUCUUCUCGAAAACUGGCAGGAAACUGACGGAGAAAAUGAUGGAUAAUCUGAUACGUCGACAGACUACACGACGUUUGAUCUUGGCCAGAGAUCGCCAGAGCUACGUGUUUCUUCAACAUUGUCUCGACGACUUGAAUAUGCGACUUAAAAUCGCUGAAACUUUAGGAGAAGGAAUGACUACGAUGGAUUACGAGGCGCUUCACAUCGCCAAUUGUGGCUACAAGGACAGAUUGGAUGAAAGAGACCGUGAAUUAGAGAAACUUCGAAUCAAAAUCGCAGAAACAGUAAAUGGCGUAGCUCAAUAUAAGGAAAAAGAGGUAUGCAUAGCGGAAGACAUAGAAUUCGAGCAAAAAAAUCUCGAUCGAAAACGCGAAAUGAACACCAAAAUUCGGGAACGCGUAAACAAUGCUCACUUGGCGCUCAAUGAGAUACGAGAGACUUUGAACGAGAAAAGCACUUCUGCUGGACUCCUGGUGGCUCAGCAAGAGUUGAUAGAAAUGCAGAAAAUGAUAACGAUGAAAAAAGAACUGAAAGCCAAGAUCGAACUGAUAAAGCAGGAGAUUGAAUUGUACCAUCCAAUGAAACAGAAGAUCAAGAAAAGUUAG
This is a messenger RNA of Bombus pyrosoma, 1056 nucleotides long. RefSeq names its product testis-specific gene 10 protein-like. The transcript is spliced from 6 exons. The record is from RefSeq and is a predicted model, not a curated record. Gene Ontology annotation, cellular component: ciliary basal body; axoneme. Lineage: Eukaryota; Metazoa; Arthropoda; Insecta; Hymenoptera; Apidae. The coding region runs from base 1 to 1056 and encodes 351 amino acids. Gene Ontology annotation, biological process: cilium assembly.